Molecule: messenger RNA, 1140 nt
Organism: Hordeum vulgare subsp. vulgare (domesticated barley)
Lineage: Eukaryota; Viridiplantae; Streptophyta; Magnoliopsida; Poales; Poaceae
Exons: 2
Coding region: 66-290 (74 amino acids)
Source: RefSeq, a predicted model, not a curated record
UGAAGGUGUGUUCUGUCUCGAAAAAAAAAAGGUAACUGGAGGUGGGAGGCGAGAGAGGGUCAGCCAUGGCGGGGGUGGAUCUGUCGAAGCUGGUGAAGGAGAAGCGGUUCUGGGCGGCCUCCUUCCUCAUCGCGUGGGCGGCGGCGCUACAGGGGCACAUGAUGUGGUUGAAGCGGCAGGACGCCUUCAAGGACAAGUUCGGUGACCCCGAAGGCGAAGCCCCCAACAAGGUCACAGAGCAGCCGGCCGGCGAGCAGGGGGAGCUCACCGCCGACGCCGAGAUCAGAUAGGUAGCUACUAGGUAGAUGGACGAGUACGGGAUCCUUCUUUUAUUUUGCCCUGUUUUCCUUGACGGAUCAAUCACCAUGGGGGCGUCUAGCUCUGUCUCUGUAAUUUAGUAAUACUUCUUGGCAGUGCAAGCUUGCUCACAUAAAUAAUGUUUGCUUGUUAAAGUACCUGCUGUCUCUCCGGAGGUAGGAGGUGGCCGGUGUUCAUCGCGGCUAAUUAGUGCUUUUCUUAAUCUUGUCAGCAUCAAAUUAUCAUCAUCCCAAAGCUGCUCUGCUUGGCCUCAGCCUGACUACAUCACAAGUCAAAACUUAGGGUACUCUCAGCCCUGCCUGACUAACUGAAUGAUGGAAUGCGGUUUCUGUUUGUUUUUUCUUAUCUGAACACCCAAAACAAAUAAUUUGAUCUUCUCUUUACAGCUUUGUUAUAAAUCUGGGAGUGUUUGUUUCAGUCACGGCCGGAUUCACCGUCCCAGAGCUUUGAUUGGGACUUCAGUGCUGCCCCACUCACUCACUCACUCUCAGGCCGAACUGCAAUUUCCGAUCGGCUUUUCUUAUCACUGAACGGCAAUUUCUGGUUGACUUUUUUUUUUUUGACUCUGAUCCCAAAAACAGACCAACCAUUAUAGAUAUGGGAGUGUUUUAUAGUGACAAGUCAGAACCAGUUAUCUCAAACCCCCCUUUUAGUUUGCCCCGCUUUCCUAGACCGAUCGAUCACUUAGCACUACCAGGCUUGCUCACAUAGAUAAGCUUGUUUGGUUAGACUGCUGCUGUUCAUCACAACUAAUUAGGGCUUUGCCUAUUCUAUGAACAUUGAAUUAUCAUCAUCCCAAAGCUGCUUUGCUUGGGCUUAGUA